UCAUUGAUUAAUACCGGGUAGGGCGGUUAGGGUAAAGAAAACUAUUUGAGAACCGAAAAUUCUCUGUUGUAAUAUAUAAUUCUUGAGCAUUGUAAGUAAAACAUUAUCAACAAUGUCUAAAUGUGGAAAUGAAGGUGAAAAUGUAUUAAAGGAAAAGUAUGUUUCCUCAUCAAAAGAAAGACUUUACAUCAAGCCACCUGAGCAGCAAAACAUUGUUAUAUUAGAAGAGAGGCGGUUCAGUGAUAUAACUAACUGGUUUACCCAAAUAUUUCUACCUCAAGGCUAUCCAGACAGUGUUAGCAAAGAUUACUUACCAUACCAAGUGUGGGACACAGCACAAGCUUUCUGCAGUACAAUUUCGGGCAUUCUUGCAACUCAAGAGGUACUUCGAGGAGUAGGGGUGGGAGAUACCAAUGCCACCCCUCUUGCAGCUACUAUUACUUGGGUCCUGAAGGAUGGUUGUGGACACAUUGGAAGAAUAUUAUUUGCUUUUAGUCAUGGAACUUUCCUAGAUGCAUACAGUAAAAAAUGGAGACUUUAUGCUGACACACUUAAUGACGCGGCAAUGUGCAUCGAAAUAGCUUUGCCGAUGUUCCGGAACUACACUACAUUUGCAUUAUGUGUCAGUACCGUCAUGAAGGCUAUUGUGGGUGUUGCUGGUGGAGCUACUCGAGUGGCGAUGACCCAACACCACGCAAUAAGAGGCAACAUGGCGGACGUAUCCGCGAAAGAUUCUGCUCAAGAAACUGCGGUCAACCUCAUUGCUUCGCUCACAGCACUGCUAAUUAUUACAUUAUUUGGAAACUCUAUUAUAAUAUUUAUAAUGAUGAUAAUACUUCAUAUUACUUUCAACUAUUUUGCUGUACGAGCUGUUUGUUUAAAAACAUUGAAUGAACCAAGAUUCCUACAAGUUAUCGAAACUUAUUUGAAGAAAGAAGUUUUGGCUACUCCUUGCGAAAUAAAUCAGAAUGAACCAAUCAUAUUUUAUCAAUUAGGACCAAAUCUAUUAGAUUUGAAGAUAGCCGGAUUUCAGAUAAAAUUAGGAGGUUCAGUGAAGUCUUUUGUACAGCGUAAUCCGAAGGCAGCGUGUUUGAAGGUCGUGAGCGAGAUCUAUGAGCGUCGCGAAUACAUGCUGCUCACCGACGUGGCGAGCCGCCAACUGUUAGUGGCGGUGAAGGAUUCCGCCGCGCCGGACGAUGUCUUGUGUGCUUACUUCCACGCCGUGCUGCUGGCUAUCGUGACGUGCGCUAUCAACGACCACUAUUUGCCAAUAUAUCAAAGUACGGGCUAUCCCCGGCCUUUCGCCCUAGUGUGCCAAGCGGUGCAAGCGGCCGAGUGGAGCCGCGCGGCCGCGGACGGCGCCGCCGCUGGCCGCUUCUCUUACGGGCCGUCCGCGGAGCUCGCGCGCUACGUCGACAAGAUCGUCAAUAAGGAGUGGCAUCGAAUGAGGGCCGGUAUGAGGCAGACAGGUUGGGACUUGAGUAAACACCUGCUAAUGGUGGACGAAUGGCGUAUAUGUAACCAAGCCAACGCCACAGUAGAACCACCCUCAAAUAAAUUGCAUUUGAAUGAAGAAAUCGGUGAGCCUGGCAACAAUCUAGUAUUUGGCGAUUUGCUGGGCCCGUCCAUGGAUAUCGACAGUAGAGAAUUCACGAUUGAACUCAAUGGGAGGUUCGAGAGGCUGCCGAGUGGAAUGACAUUCAGAAGACAAUCGGAUACAAAAGUACUGAACGCGACCGAAGCGAAGCCGGAUGUGGUUGACCUCGACAAGCAAUGACUGGUAGAUGUCCAAGUGGAUGUUAUUAAGCUGCGUCCGCUGCUACCUGUUAAAAGCAAGCUUUAGAACUGAAUCACUUGAAUCAGGUAACGCAUUAAACCAUAGAUGGUGGGAUCCUAUAGAUGUGCUAUACGCGUGCGUCCGUGAGGGACAGAACAUACGCAAUGCGACAAUAUGAUUGGUCGUGUUUAUUAGUUGCCCACCAUAAACCAUACUAAAUUUACGGUGGGGGACAACAAUCUCUGCUACUCCUACUGAACGAUACAUAAGACUAUCCCGUUCGGUCAUUUCCCCCAACCCCUCAUGCCUGAUCCAGUUAUAUACUAAUAGAUUCAUGCAUUAAACAAUAUAUCUAUGAUAGAUAUGCUCUUUUAGAGUUACAAGUAAGAUCCUCUUAUGAGUUGUCAAAGAGUUUGUUCUCGAUCGCAAUAUUAUUGGAAGCACAGUUGAAGCGUUGCAGUCUUAACCGUAAUCGGAGUAUACAGACUCAAUUCGCAAUAUUUGAGUUUGAUAACUGGACUAAGUAUUAUGGGCAAUUUGACUAUUAGUAGGGCAGUUUCAGGUGAUAAUGUGGACACGUUGGACAAAAGCACCAAUUUUUUUUCAGGUACUUGUUAGGUUAGGUUAGGUUAGGCCGCCAUUAAAUUGAAUAUGGCUGACGGAGGAGUUGGUUCCUAUCAAAAACUUAAAGCUAUGGACCUAACAAAAAAAUUGGUGCUUUUGUCCAUCGUGUCCACAUUUACGACAAUUUGUUCGAGCACUCUGCCCUUCUAUAUUAUAUGCGAGUCAAUAUAACAAGCCUUUACUAAUUGAUGCUGAUAAGGAUUAUCGACAGUUUGCGUUACUUACUCGUUUUUACGUAAUUAUUCAAGCAUUUUUGUCCCUAAGUCAUGCAAUAUAAGGGAAAUAAGUGUAUUUUAUAGUGUAUUAUUGUAAAUCAAUUUUUUAAAUAAUUUUUAAUGUAAAAAUACUACUACUCUAAGUAAGUAAAUUUGUACGUAAAUAAAUAAGUAUUAUAGGACAUUAUUACACAUAUUAACUGUCCCACAAGCUAAACAAGGCUUGUAUUGUCAACUAGACAACUUGUUGUUGUAGACUUAGACAACUAUAUAUAUAUAAUAUAUGUAUAAAUAUUUAUGAAUUGUAUUUAAAUACAUAGAAAAGACCCAUGACUCAGGAACAAAAUGUUCGUGCUCAUCACACUAAUAAAUGCCCUUACCAGGAUUUGAACCCGGGACCAUCAGGCAGGGUCACUACCCACUAGACCAGACAUGUCGUCAAAACCACCCACACAUGACGAAAAACAAAGACCACAAUUAAAAUAUUGUAUACAUAUACUAAGUUGCUAUGCAAAGGUAACACUAGUUUUAAAGGGAAUGUAAAUAUUUCAACAGACCAACUGAAAAUGACUGCUGGAUUAUUUUUAUUGUCGAUUGUAUUUAUCUGCUGCAUACCUGUUUCACAUAAUGUACGUUGACGAUAUUUCUUAUAAUCUAUACAUAUAUAUAUAUAUAUAUAUAUAUAAAUGCCUAAUCGCCGAUUAUAGGCUGAAAAUGUAAAGGGUUGGCCCUAG
This is a messenger RNA of Cydia strobilella, 3350 nucleotides long. Its product is annotated as RUS family member 1. Lineage: Eukaryota; Metazoa; Arthropoda; Insecta; Lepidoptera; Tortricidae. The coding region runs from base 113 to 1777 and encodes 554 amino acids. The transcript is spliced from 9 exons. The record is from RefSeq and is a predicted model, not a curated record.